Linum tenue is the source of this 3654-nucleotide messenger RNA. Lineage: Eukaryota; Viridiplantae; Streptophyta; Magnoliopsida; Malpighiales; Linaceae. The record is from the annotation of a GenBank genome assembly.
GGCAGGCAGACGUGAGACGUCUAAUUUCUAAAACCCAAAACCCUUGCCCGCGCUCCGCCUUCUUCCGUCUCUUCUUCGCCAACUCGCUCAGCCGCUGACGGAGCGCCUCUCGAAAUCCAAUCCUUUCCUCACUUCCCGACGUUCACCAAUCAAUACUCUCCGCCGGUGGCUGAACUCCCUCGCUUAUUCUUUAUCUCUGCACCGUCUCACAUCUAGCUUCCUUCCCUAAUUCGCCCCUUCUCCUAACUUGACCCCGUAUUUCUUCUAUAAUCGCUUCUCUUCAAGUAUUCCGCAGUGGAAAUUAGUACUCUUUUGAGUUGUUGCGGGAAGGAUGGGGAUAUUCGAGCCUUACAGAGCGAUUGGGUACAUAACGAGCGAAGUGCCCUUCUCUGUUCAGCGGUUGGGCACUGAGACAUUCGUCACAGUCAGCAUAGGAAAGGCUUUCCAGGUUUACAACUGCUCUAAGCUCACUUUGGUCCUCGUCAGCCCUCAGCUUCCUAGCAAGAUUCGUGCUCUCUCCUCUUAUCGGGACUACACUUUCGCUGCAUAUGGUAGCCACAUUGCUGUCUUCAAUCGUGCUCAGCAGGUUGAUACUUGCAGCGGACAUAGCGCCAAAAUUACUCGAUUGCUGCUAUUUGGAGAGCAUGUCCUAAGUGUUGAUAUCGAUGGGAAUUUGUGUAUAUGGAAUUUUAAAGGUAAUGAACGCAAUCGCGGUCCAAUUGGACACAUCAAGUUGGAUGAUGGUUUCACUCCCUCAUGUAUAAUGCAUCCAGAAACUUAUCUGAAUAAGAUAGUGUUUGGGAGCCAGGAAGGUUCAAUGCAGCUGUGGAACAUCAGUACAAAGAAAAAACUUUAUGACUUUAAGGGGUGGAAGUCAUCAAUUACCAGUUGUGUGUCAUCACCAGCACUAGAUGUUGUUGCUGUGGGUUGUGCUGAUGGGAAGAUUCAUGUACAUAAUAUUCGAUAUGAUGAAGAGUUGGUCACUUUUACUCAUUCUAGCCGAGGUGCAGUGACAGCCUUGUCAUUCAGUACAGAUGGACAGCCACUUUUGGCAUCUGGAGGUUCAUCUGGUGUUAUUAGCGUAUGGAAUCUUGAGAAAAGAAGGCUCCAGUCAGUAAUUGGAGAGGCUCAUGACAGUUCAAUUGUCUCUUUGCAUUUUUUUGCCAAUGAACCUGUGCUAAUGAGUGCAGCAGCAGAUAAUUCCAUCAAGAUGUGGAUUUUUGACACAAGUGACGGGGAGCCUCGCCUGCUACGUUUUCGAAGUGGACACAGUGCUCCUCCACUUUGCAUAAGGUUCUAUGCAAAUGGGAGACACAUUCUCUCUGCUGGUCAGGAUCGUGCAUUUCGGCUCUUCUCCGUUAUUCAGAGUUUCAUACUAAUGCUUUGUGUCUCUGCUGUUCUGUUCGACUGCUUUCUUACUUCUGAUUCUGAUGUGGCCCUUUCCACUGUCGCCACAACUGAUCAACAAAGCAGAGAGCUGUCACAGCAUCAUAUAUCAAAACGUGCCAAGAAACUCAAACUAAAGGAAGAGGAGCUGAAGUUGAAGCCUGUUAUUGCAUUUGAUUGUGCUGAAAUUAGGGAGCGUGAUUGGUGCAAUGUUGUUACCUGCCAUAUGGACACAUCGGAGGCGUAUAUAUGGAGGCUUCAGAAUUUCGUUCUUGGCAAGCAUAUCUUGAGACCGUGUGCACAGAAUCCAACACCUGUAAAGGCCUGUGCCAUUAGUGCAUGCGGCAAUUUCGCAGUUCUGGGGACGGCCGGUGGUUGGAUAGAACGAUUCAACCUUCAAUCAGGACAUAGCCGAGGUAGUUACCUUGAUACCUCAGAAAGAAAUGGUGCUCACAAAGGGGAAGUAGUAGGAGUUGCUUGUGAUUCAACAAACACCCUAAUGAUAAGUGCAGGGUAUCAUGGAGACAUAAAGGUUUGGGAUUUUAAAGGGCGUGAAUUAAAAUCCCGAUUGGAAGUUGGCUGUUGUCUAGUUAAGGCUAUCUAUCAUCGAUACAACGGUAAUGGCAUCUUUCUGUACUUGUCUCUCUUUCUGUUUUGUCGAUAUUUAUACUCUAAGCUCGAUGUUAUUCAAUUGGUUGGCACCUGUCUUCUGGCUACUGUUGCGGACGAUUUGGUCAUCCGAGUUUUUGAUGUCGUGGCAUUGAGAAUGGUUCGCAAAUUUCAAGGCCACACAGAUCGAAUUACAGACUUGUGUUUCAGUGAAGAUGGGAAAUGGCUUUUGUCGUCUAGUAUGGAUGGCACACUACGAAUAUGGGAUGUCAUCUUAGCAAGACAAAUCGAUGCAGUACAUGUAGACGUGGCCAUCACAGCUUUGUCUUUGUCUCCAAACAUGGAUGUUUUAGCCACUACUCAUGCUGAGCAAAAUGGUGUCUAUCUUUGGGUGAACCAGUCGAUGUUCUCUCGAAGCUCAUCUGUAGAUUCUUACGCUAGUGGAAAGGAGGUUGUGAGUGUGAAAUUGCCAUCUAUCUCUGCGACGGAAGAUUCUCAUGAGGAUGAUCACGGUGGGUCUAAUGCCAACAACCAGUCAGUACCUAGUGAGGCAUCUGGUCUGUCAACUUUCACUCAGGAACAAAUCCCUGGCCUUGUAACGCUCUCAUUGUUGCCUAAGAGCCAAUGGCAGAGCUUGAUCAACCUAGACAUCAUAAAGGUGCGCAAUAAACCAAUCGAACCCCCCAAGAAACCUGAAAAGGCUCCGUUUUUCCUGCCAUCAGUUCCAUCUCUCUCUGGAGACAUUCUGUUCAAACCUAGUGAACCAGCCCAAGACGAUGAUGGUAUGGAUAUUGAUGAAGCCAGAAAGACGAAAAACAAAGGAAAAUAUGAGACACCAUUAAUACCAGUGUCCAAGUUUACCGAGCUUCUACAUUCGUGUGUAGAGGCGAACAACUUUUCAGCAUUCACCAACUACAUGAAAGGGCUCUCCCCAUCGAACCUGGACAUGGAGCUUCGGAUGCUUCAGAUAAUCGAUGACAACGAUGAGGACGACGGCGAUGAUGAUCAGGAUGAUGUAGAAACGAAGCCUGAGCUCGUCGCAAUACAACUCCUCUUCGAUUAUUUCAUCCAUGAGAUAUCCAGUCGCAACAACUUCGAGUUCAUCCAGGCUCUCAUCAGAUUAUUCCUCAAGAUUCACGGCGAGACUGUUAGGCGGCAGGCGAGCCUACAGGAUAAGGCGAAGAAGCUGCUGGAGAUUCAGUCAGCAGCUUGGCAGAAGAUAGAUAAGAUGUUUCAGAGCACCAGAUGCAUGGUCACUUUCCUCAGCAAUUCACAGUUCUGAAACACUACGAGAAUCAGGAAUCCAAGUGUUUACCAAUAUGAAGCUUACUCUGUUGUAAUCAGUUUUGAUCCAAGCCCAAGAGGGAAACUUUUGUUUUACUUGCAUGCUGUGAUGUUAAUUGAUAAAAACUCUGGUUUUCUUUAUGCUGUGUGUGAAUUUCAUAGCUGCAGAAAUGGAGGGGAGACUUAUUCAGGUUGCCUAUGUCUGACUUUCUGCAAUUUUUGUAAAGAUUGGGGUGAAAAUAUAUAUUGUGGUUGUGGGCUCAUGACACGUGGAGCAUUCCUUUGCCUCUUGUAUAUGACACGUGUCCAACUGUGAGAAGCCUGAACAUCGAGAGAAAAUAUUGCAGAAGAAUUCUGUGCCACAACAAAAAUAUA